GGGUCAGCCCCGAGUGCAGCCGCCCAGCUCCCCACCGGCCCCGGGGUCGGUCUCUGCUGACCUCUCGGUGAGCGAGGCAUUGCGAGCCAGGGAGGGAUGGGAUCUGCGGGAGCCUCUGCCAAGAGCUGGCUCCAGAUCCGCAGGCAGCUCUGGGCUGCAUUUCCCCUCCGGCGCGAAGAGGAGCUGGGGUGUCCGGGGUUCACUCCUCGCUGACACCGACCCCCCGAGACCCUCAGCGGCACGCCGGGCCCCGCGGGGAGUCCCGUCUCCGUCCUCCCCUUCCCGCCUUGGCCGAGCCCCAGCUCCUCGCCCGGAGGAAGGGUGCACGUUGUGGGCAUCUCCCAUCCACCGAAAUCUAUGAUCAGCUCGGUGUGUGUCUCCUCCUACCGUGGACGCAAGUCUGGGAACAAACCACCCUCCAAAACAUGCCUGAAGGAAGAGAUGGGCAAAGGGGAAGAGUCGGACAAGAUCACCAUCAACGUGGGCGGCACCCGGCAUGAGACCUACAAGAGCACCCUGCGGACUCUGCCGGGCACCCGCCUGGCCUGGCUGGCCGACCCCGACGCCCAGAGCAACUUUGACUUUGAUGGCAAAAGCAAUGAGUUCUUCUUCGACCGGCACCCGGGCAUCUUCUCCUACGUGCUCAACUACUACCGCACGGGGAAGCUGCACUGCCCCGCGGACAUCUGCGGGCCCCUCUUCGAGGAGGAGCUCACCUACUGGGGCAUCGACGAGACCGACGUGGAGCCCUGCUGCUGGAUGACCUACCGGCAGCACCGCGACGCCGAGGAGGCCCUGGACAUCUUUGAGAGUCCCGAGCCUGGCGGAGGGGCUGCUGGAGAGGAGGCUGAAGAGGAAGGGGGUAGGGAGAUGGCCCUGCAGCGCCUGGGCAUGGAUGACAGGCCUCCAGGGGCAGCAGGGGCGGCUGGAGGGGGUGGAUGCUGCAGGAACUGGCAGCCCAAGAUGUGGGCGCUCUUUGAGGAUCCCUACUCGUCCAAGGCGGCAAGGGUGGUUGCAUUCGCCUCGCUUUUCUUCAUCCUGGUCUCCAUCACAACCUUCUGCCUGGAGACACACGAGGCCUUCAACAUCAACGUCAACGUGACGGAGACCCUGGUGGUGGGCAACACCACCACGGUGCUGCUGACCCACAAGGUGGAGACGGAGCCCAUCCUCACCUACAUCGAAGGGGUCUGCGUGCUGUGGUUCACCCUGGAGUUCCUGGUUCGCAUCAUCUGCUGCCCAGACAAGCUUCUCUUCAUUAAAAACCUGCUCAACAUCAUUGACUUCGUGGCCAUCUUGCCCUUCUACCUGGAGGUGGGUCUCAGUGGCCUGUCCUCCAAGGCUGCCCGGGACGUGCUGGGUUUCCUGCGGGUCGUUCGCUUCGUGCGCAUCCUGCGGAUCUUCAAGCUGACGCGGCACUUUGUGGGUCUGCGCGUGCUGGGCCACACUCUGCGGGCCAGCACCAACGAAUUCCUGCUCCUCAUCAUCUUCCUUGCCUUGGGUGUCUUGAUUUUCGCCACCAUGAUCUACUACGCCGAGCGGAUCGGAGCCAAGACAUCUGACCCCACUGGGAACGACCACACUCACUUUAAGAACAUCCCCAUCGGCUUCUGGUGGGCCGUGGUCACCAUGACCACCCUGGGUUACGGUGACAUGUACCCCAAGACCUGGUCGGGGAUGGUGGUGGGCGCCCUGUGCGCGCUGGCUGGGGUGCUGACCAUCGCCAUGCCGGUGCCCGUCAUCGUCAAUAACUUUGGGAUGUAUUAUUCCUUGGCCAUGGCCAAGCAGAAGCUGCCAAAGAAGAAGAAAAAGCAUAUACCCCGUCCAGCCCAGCUGGACUCACCCACCUACGGCAAAUCCGAGGAGAACUCACCCCGAAACAGCACCCAGAGCGACACGUGCCCACUGGCAGUGGAGGAGGGGGUGACUGAGAGGAAACGGUCAGACUCCAAGCAGAACGGGGAGGCCAACGUGGUGCUUUCGGACGAGGAGCAGCCGCUGUCCCCCAUGGACGAGGAGCAGCGGCCGAUGCGGCGCUCCAGCACCCGCGACAAGAACAAGAAAUCCUCCACGUGCUUCCUGCUGGCCACGGGGGACUUCUCCUGUGCAGCAGAUGGAGGCAUCCAGAAAGAUUCCUGCCAGGACAACACCCUUGCUUCCAGUUACCCCCAGGGUGAGGUGGUCACCUUCUCCUGAGCCCCAGCUGGUGCAGGCACUGCCCUGGCCAGGGAUGCUUUCCCUGGGGGAUGCCCUCCCCAGGGUGGAAGGAGGCUCUCCCUGGGGCCAGGGAUGCUCUUCCUAAGGCUGAAGGAUGCAUUCCCCCAGAGAUGCUCUCCCCAAGGCUGGGACAUGCAUUCCUCCAGGGAUUCUCUCCCCAAAGCCCAGGGAUGCUUUCCCUCAGGCUGGGACAUGCAUUCCUCCAGGGAUGCUCUUCCCAAGGGACAUGCUCUCCCCAGGGCUGAGGGAUGCUCUCCCCAAGGCUGGGACAUGCAUUCCUCUAGGGGUGCUCUCCCUGGGGCCAGGGGAUGCUCUUCCUAAGGCUAAAGGAUGCAUUCCCCCAGGGAUGCUCUUCCCAAAGCCCAGGGAUGCUCUUCCCAAGGGAGAUGCUCUCCCCAGGGCUGAGGGAUGUCCUUCCUAAAGCCCAGGGAUGCUCUCCUCAAGGCUGGGACAUGCAUUCCUCCAGGGAUGCUCUCCCAGGGCCAAGGGAUGCUCUUCCCAUGGGAGAUGCUCUCCCCAGGCCCAGGGAUCCUCUCCCCAAGGCUGAAGGAUGCAUUCCUCCAGGGAUGCCCUCCCUGGGGCCAGGGGAUGCUCUUCCUAAGGCUGAAGGAUGCAUUCCUCCAGGGAUGCUCUCCCUAAAGCCUAGAGAUGCUCUCCCUCAGGCUGGGACAUGCAUUCCCCCAGGGAUGCCCUCCCUAAGCUCCAGGGAUGUUCUCUUCAAGGCUGGGACAUGCAUUUCCCCAGGGAUGUCCUCCCCAAGGCCCAGGGAUGCUUUCCCCAAAGCUGGGACAUGCAUUCCCCCCGGGCUGCCCUUCCCAAGGAGCUUUCUCUCCCCAAAGCUCCAUCUCCUGGGGGUAUUGGCAGCUGGGUCCCCCCCAGAGGUGCCACAGAGCAGCAGGGCUGGGGGGAGGUUGGGGACAGCCCCAUUCCCCUUCCUGGUGCCAGCCCUGCCAUGGCCACGCUGCCCCUGCAACCCUGGGCUGCCCCCCACCCUCGCCCACGCUUCUGGCUGCACCUCGCCCUGCACAUCUGGAGAUCCAGCUGCUCACCAGGACAUCUCUGCACCGUGCCCUGACCCCUCCAGCGUCACACGGACACUGGGACCUCCUCUGGGCACCCCAGGGGGACAAAGGCUCUGCUCUGGUGCCACUCCAGGGUGACAAAGGCUCCACUAAAGGGUGGCACUCCAGGGGGACAAAGGCUCCACUCUGGUGCCACUUCAGGGUGACAAAGGCUCUGCUCUGCGUGCCACCCCAGAGUGCCAAGGGCUCCACUCUGGGUGCCACUCCAGGGUAACAAAGACUCCACUGGAGGGUGGCACUCUGGGGUGCCAAGGGCUCCACUCUGGAUGCCACCCCAGGGUACCGCAGGCUCCACUGCAGGUGCCACUCCAGGGUAACAAAGACUCCACUGGAAGGUGGCACUCUGGGUGCCACAGGCUCCACUCUGGUGCCACUCUGGGGUGCCACAGGCUCCACCCAGGGUGCCAAAGGCUCUGUUCUGGGUGCCAAAGGCUCCACUAGAGGGUGGCACUCCAGAGUGUUAAAGGCUCUGCUCUGGGUGCCACUCUGGGGUGCCAAAGGCUCCACUCCGGUGCCACCAUGGCCCCUCUCCCAUGGGUGCAGGUCCCAGGGGCAUGGGGGGGGGGGGCUAGAGGAGGGGUUGAGGUGCAGGGAUGGGGAUGGAAGCAAUAGGAGAGCGAGGUGUGGGGAUCCCUGGAGGGGUCAGGGUCCUUCCAACGCUGUUCCAUAUCUCUGUGACCAAGGCAAUACUACUCCUGUCCGUCUGUCCUGUGCGCAUGCCUGUCCAAUGUGUAGAGUUCCAAUAAAGUCAUCCAUGAGCUGAGUCAGCUCCCCUA
Messenger RNA from Zonotrichia leucophrys gambelii, 4075 nucleotides. RefSeq names its product potassium voltage-gated channel subfamily C member 4 (gene KCNC4). Gene Ontology annotation, molecular function: protein binding; delayed rectifier potassium channel activity. Gene Ontology annotation, biological process: protein homooligomerization; potassium ion transmembrane transport. The coding region runs from base 358 to 2196 and encodes 612 amino acids. Lineage: Eukaryota; Metazoa; Chordata; Aves; Passeriformes; Passerellidae. The record is from RefSeq and is a predicted model, not a curated record. The transcript has 5 exons. Gene Ontology annotation, cellular component: presynaptic membrane; neuronal cell body membrane; postsynaptic membrane.